Molecule: messenger RNA, 1066 nt
Organism: Anolis sagrei ordinatus
Lineage: Eukaryota; Metazoa; Chordata; Lepidosauria; Squamata; Anolidae
Source: RefSeq, a predicted model, not a curated record
CCUCUCUCUCCUGCUGUUCCCGCACUAUAUAUCUAAGGGUAUGGUACAGCUAAGUGUCUUAGCAGCAGUAUUUUCCCUCUGCCUCCUGCGCAAACACAAUGAUGUCACUUUCCUUUUCUGCUCUCUGGUGGAGGUGGGGGGCAGGAGAAGAAGGCUGGGCCACUCCUAUUUGCUCGCAGGUCACGCAUGGUGUUUCCUAAUGGCAGUAGGGCUAUUGCAGAUGCCAUUAUUGGGGUCAGGAGUUUCUUCUCCUAAGGAAUCUGAGGUGACAUUCAAGAAAGAAACACGGGAGCAAACCGAUAUCAACACAUUGGAAAACAGAAUGUUAAUGCUUGAUGGGAUGCCUGCAGUCAGAGUAAAAGCAGAGCUGCUGGAAUCAGGACAAGGGUCUCCAAGUACUCAUAGUUACCCAGAUAUGGAAGCUGUACCCCUGUUGCUGAACAGCAUGAAGGCAGAUUCAGAAGAAGACUCUUUGCCCACAGACCAUUUCCAAACGCAGACUGAGCCAGUGGACUUAUCAAUAAACAAAGCCCGAUCAUCCCCCAUUGCUGCUUCAUCUUCACCAGUAUCCAUCACUGCCUCAGCUUCUUCUCCCUCUUCUAUUUCUACUUCUUCUAGUCGUCCAGCUUCAUCACCAACAGUAAUCACGUCAGUAUCUUCAGCAGCCUCUGCUCCAUCAGUAUUAACUCCAGGACCACUUGUGGCAUCUGCGUCAGGUGUUGGAGGGCAGCAGUUUUUGCACAUAAUCCAUCCAGUACCUCCUUCAAGCCCUAUGAACCUACAGACCAACAAAAUGAGUCAUGUACACCGCAUUCCAGUGGUGGUACAAUCUGUACCUGUGGUCUACACAGCUGUGAGAUCACCAGGGAAUGUGAACAACACUAUAGUAGUACCGCUACUGGAAGAUGGGAGAAAUCACAUGAAAGCACAAAUGGACCCACGUGGACUAUCUCCCAGACAAAUUAAAAGUGACAGUGAUGAUGAUGACCUGCCAAAUGUGACCUUGGAUAGUGUUAAUGAAACUGGAUCUACAGCCCUCUCUAUAGCCAGAGCAGUUCAAGAGUAA